Messenger RNA from Gracilinanus agilis (Agile Gracile Mouse Opossum), 2766 nucleotides. It is a transcript of the gene CHMP7, whose product is annotated as charged multivesicular body protein 7. Lineage: Eukaryota; Metazoa; Chordata; Mammalia; Didelphimorphia; Didelphidae. The record is from RefSeq and is a predicted model, not a curated record. Gene Ontology annotation, biological process: vesicle budding from membrane; late endosome to vacuole transport via multivesicular body sorting pathway. Gene Ontology annotation, cellular component: cytoplasmic side of plasma membrane; ESCRT III complex; multivesicular body. The coding region runs from base 21 to 1376 and encodes 451 amino acids. The transcript has 10 exons.
UCGGUGGGGCAGGGGUUCCGAUGUGGUCCCCGGGGCAGGAGUCCGAGGCCCCAGCCGGUGGGGAACCGGCGGGGCUGCUGCCCCCCGAGUGGGAGGAAGAUGAAGAACGGAUGUCCUUCUUGUUCUCCGCCUUCAAGAGGAGUCGGGAGGUGAACAGCACCGACUGGGAUAGCAAGAUGGGCUUCUGGGCGCCGCUGGUGCUGAGCCACAGUCGCCGCCAGGGGGCGGUGCGUUUGCGCCUGCGCGACCUUCAGGAGGCCUUCCAGCGCAAGGGGAGCGUCCCGCUCGGGUUGGCCACAGUGCUUCAGGACCUGCUCCGCCGAGGGGAGCUACAACGGGAGUCUGAUUUCAUGGCCAGCGUGGACAGCAGCUGGAUUUCAUGGGGUGUAGGUGUCUUCCUUUUGAAGCCUCUCAAAUGGACUCUUUCUAAUGUGCUAGGGGACAACAAAGUCCCUGCUGAAGAAGUGCUGGUGGCUGUGGAGCUGCUUAAGGAAAAAGCAGAGGAUGUAUAUCGUCUGUAUCAGAACUCUCCAAUCUCCUCUCAUCCUGUGGUGGCCCUGUCAGAGUUGAGCACCCUUUGUGCUAGUUCCUGCCCAGAUGAGCGAACCUUCUAUUUGGUAUUGUUACAGCUGCAGAAAGAGAAGAGAGUCACUGUUUUAGAACAGAAUGGUGAGAAGAUUGUGAAGUUUGCCCGAGGACUACAUGCCAAGGUCUCCCCAGUAAAUGAUGUAGAUGUUGGGGUGUACCAGUUGAUGCAGAGUGAACGGCUGCUCUCACGCAAGGUGGAGUCCCUGUCCCAGGAAUCAGAGAGAUGUAAAGAAGAUGCCCGACAAGCAUGCCGAGCUGGAAAGAAGCAACUGGCGCUAAGGCAUCUCAAGUCUAAGCAGAGGACAGAGAAGCGCAUUGAAGCACUACAUGCCAAGCUGGACACAGUACAAGGCAUUCUGGAUCGGAUCUAUGCUUCUCAAACAGAUCAGAUGGUUUUUAAUGCCUAUCAGGCUGGUGUAGGGGCCCUCAAACUUUCCAUGAAGGACAUCACAGUGGAGAAAGCAGAGAGUCUGGUGGACCAGAUCCAAGAGCUCUGUGAUACCCAGGAUGAAGUUUCUCAGACUCUGGCUGGGAUGGGGAUAAAUGGCUUAGAUAGUGACAGUGAGGAGCUGGAGAAGGAACUGGAUAUCCUCCUCCAGGACACCACCACCAAAGAACCUCUGGAUCUGCCCGAUACUCCCCACAAGCCAUUCUUCUCCACCAAUGUGCCUAAUCCCAGCAUUUCAGAUGCUGAGCUUGAAGCUGAGCUGGAGAAACUAUCCCUAUCAGAAGGAGGUUUGCUUCCAAGCUAUGAAUCCUCCAAAAGACAGCUGGAACCCACUCUCUAAUGCUAUCCCAGGACUUCCAUAUUAAGGAGAGAUCAGGCGUGUGUGUUUGUACAUAGUUAUUUAAUUGAAAAAAACUCUCAGAAUUUGAUGAGAUGGGGAAGAAGGACUACUCCAUUUAUCUGGAUACUACCAGUUGCUACAGGACAGAAGUUAUUUCUGGAAGUUAUGCUCCAAAAGCUUGCUCCCAGCUGGUGUCAUGGACCUGUCUGUCUUCUCAUCUUUAUAGUGCCACAAUCUAUGCUGUCCUGUGUUUGACCUAUUGUUCCAUAUAGCCUGCAGUCCUUGACUUUGGUCCAGUUAUGUUUGUCUUCACCCACCAACUCCCACUAGAAUUUUGUUCCAGCCAACAAAGGUGAGAGAUUGCAGAUCAGUUUUUCUCCCGUUGGUUAGAGGGACUUGUCAUCUUUACCUGUAGGUGUUUAUAAGUUUACUUAAACAACUUAUUCCUACCCAUUUCCAUUUUCACUGGUGAGGAGAAUCAGACAAGUUUUAUUCAAGGGGACUUAACUGCUACUUCUUCAAGGAGAAAACACACAUUGCAAAAGUUUCUGCUCUUAAUUAUCAUUGCAUCAAGUUUUUUAGGCUCAGAAAAAUUGUCACCCUUGAGUAAUUCAGGGUGAUGGCAUCUCUGGCUCUCACUGACUCCCAUUUCCUUUUGUGCAGAGGAGAAGAGAAUUCUUCUUGGCCUUUGAACUUGGGGUGGUGAGACCUAGGUGAUUGUGGAGUCAUCCUGUGUGAAUUGUGGAUGGCCAGGUCCCAUCUCUUUUAAUGCAAGCGGCUGCCCCUUUGCUCUGCCUUUGUUGGGGUAUGGUCAGAAGACCCUGAACAAACUACACAGCAAAAACUCCUUUCCAUGAGCCUGUGAAACAAGAGUGAAUUCUUUGCUCAAGUUUCAGAAGAAUUUUCUUUUGCAGAUAGAUCAUUGCUAAGGUUAGGGAAUCUGAGCCAAUUUGUGCAAUAGAAGCAGAAGGGUUUGAGCUUCUGCUGUACUGGUAUAUGCCUCCCACAUUCUACUUAUUUGUCAGAAUACACACUACCUAUUGUUGCCUCUUGAGGCUGCCAAAUUCCUGCUUCUGUCUCUGCCCUUUGGUGAACUGGGGACAGGGUUCGAGCUGAGUGAAACAGUAGUCUGGAGAGGAGAAGAUGGCGGCUACAUUGCAACUGUGGCUGCUGAAGCACAAAUAUUUCUGCCUAAGCUAUUUGCUCUUGCCCCUGAAAUGAUAUGGAGCAGAGGGAAAGAAGAAACUUACUCCAGGGCAGGAGCAAGACUCAUGGUCAACAAAUUUCUCUCCCAUUCUACCUUGAUAAACAGAAGUGUUGGGGGUGAAGAGAAACAAUCACUAUUUUUUCCCCUUUUCUAUCUGGUACAUAAUUAAAAGAAAAAAACAAA